Molecule: messenger RNA, 741 nt
Organism: Penicillium diatomitis
Lineage: Eukaryota; Fungi; Ascomycota; Eurotiomycetes; Eurotiales; Aspergillaceae
Exons: 1
Coding region: 1-741 (246 amino acids)
Cellular component (GO): cytoplasm
Source: RefSeq, a predicted model, not a curated record
AUGCCCACCGACUCCGAAGACGAAGCCCUCUUCGCCUCCCUCGCCGCCGAAGAAGCCUCCAGCUACCGCGACACACGCAUCCAACAACUCAACGCCGAAUUCGCAUCCUCCAAAACCAACCGCACCACCGAUUCCUCCUCCACCACCACCACCACCCCCUUCACCCUCGCCCACCAAUCCCCCACCUACCCAACCCUGUCCACCGACCAAUCCGUCCUCGACCACACCACCUCCUCAACCCGCAGCAUAAUCCACUUUUCCCACCCGGACUUCGCGCGCUGCGACGUGAUGGACGCGGCGCUGGCGCGGCUCGCGGCCGCGCACCACGAGGUGCGCUUUGCGCGGGUGGACGUGCGGAACACGCCGUUUUUGGUGGAGAAGUUGGGGAUUCGCGUGUUGCCGUGCGUGAUUGGGUUUCGGGACGGGGUGGGCGUGGAGAGGGUUGUUGGGUUUGAGGGGUUGGGGGAGAGGGGGUUUGAUGCUGUGGGGGGUGGGUUUCGGAUUGGGGUGCUGGAGAGGAGGAUGGUAGGGAAGGGGGUGUUUGAGGAGGUGAGGGUUGGGGAUGGCGAGGAGGCUGGGAGUGAAGGGGAGGAUGGGGACGAGGACGAGAGUGAUGAUGGGGAGAGGAGGAGGAAUGGGUUGAUGGGACGGGUGGGCAAGGCGAAGCCGAAGGGGAGGAGUAUUCGGAGUGGGAGGGUGAGAAGAGGGAUGGAUGAGGAGGACGAUGAUGAUUGGGAUUAA